CAAACUCUGCUUAACUCUGCUUGUUCUCCAAGACAGACGCCUUCAAAGCUCUUAUUCGAAACCAAACCUCAGAUUUGUGUGUGAGAAAUCCUCAGAACUUUUUCCUAGAAGAAGAUGGAGUGCGUGUUCGGGAUGGUGGGCAAUGGAUUUGCACUGGUGGUGGCGGAUUCAUCCGCGGUGCACAGUAUACUGGUUCACAAAUCCAACGAAGAUAAAAUCAUGAUCCUCGAUUCUCACAAGCUCAUGGGAGCGAGCGGUGAAGCCGGCGACAGAGCUCAGUUCACGGAGUAUGUACAGAAAAAUGUGGCGUUGUACCAGUUCCGUAAUGGUAUUCCGUUGACUACGGCUGCUGCGGCUAAUUUUACAAGAGGCGAGCUUGCUACAGCCUUACGAAAGAAUCCUUACAUGGUGAACAUUAUCCUGGCUGGCUAUGACAAAGAGACAGGCCCUUCUCUUUAUUACGUUGAUUAUAUCGCUACUCUUCACAAAGUGGAUAAGGCAGCAUUUGGUUAUGGCUCCUAUUUCUCUCUCGCCAUGAUGGAUAGGCACUACCGGAAGGACAUGACAGUUGAAGAAGCUGUUGAUUUAGCAGAUAAGUGCAUCAUGGAGAUCCGAUCUAGGUUGGUGGUUGCCCCACCAAACUUUGUGAUUAAAAUUGUCGACAAGGAUGGAGCUAGGGAAUAUGCUUGGCGCCAGUCUGUCAAAGAUGCCCCUGUUUCCGACUCUUGAAGCUCUGCUUUUGGUUGUUAUGUUUACUCUUUAAGCAUAUGAAUCUUAUGUGAUGGGAAAAACUUCAGUCAUUAUAACCGCCAAAAUAUCUGAUGCUACAAGUGUUCGUUGUUUGAUCGAUACACCAGUUGUAGUAAGGAAUUUAGUUUUAAUUAUUUCAAGUUCCAGGUUGAUGGAAAGCUGGUGAUGUGAGACUUUCUUAUGUUUCAACUAUCACUUGUUUUAUGCUAGCAUGUGUCUCUUCAUUCA
Molecule: messenger RNA, 978 nt
Organism: Nicotiana attenuata
Lineage: Eukaryota; Viridiplantae; Streptophyta; Magnoliopsida; Solanales; Solanaceae
Product: proteasome subunit beta type-2-A
Exons: 3
Coding region: 115-729 (204 amino acids)
Biological process (GO): proteasomal protein catabolic process
Cellular component (GO): cytosol; nucleus; proteasome core complex, beta-subunit complex
Molecular function (GO): peptidase activity
Source: RefSeq, a predicted model, not a curated record